AUUUCCCAUUAACGCUAUAUAUACAUGUCAAAAGUUCCAUUUAUUUACUGGCAAAAACACAAGAAAAAUCCAUUAAUUUGUUUCUUCCAUUUCCAAUACCAGAAACCAAUGGCCACCGCUUUUGAUUUUGCCGACUACUGCUACAUUUUCCUUUUCUGGAUAAUCGCUACUCUAUUGGUGAAUUCUUUCAUCAAAAGAUGCGCCAACUUUCGCUCCAAUGCUCGCCACCCACCAGGCCCACCAGCCCUACCCAUCAUCGGCCACCUUCAUCUUCUAAGCGCUCGACUACCGACGUCGUUAGAAGCCCUAGCCAAGCGCUACGGCCCUCUCAUGCAAAUAAGAAUCGGAACGUCAACUUUCCUUGUAGUUUCCGACACGUCCCUAGCUAAGGAAAUCCUGAAGACCCAUGAUGUUGAUUUCGCGUCUAAGUACGUGUUUGGUCCCCAACAGCACUCGAUAUACAAAGAUGACAGUUUCAUUAACUGUCCUUAUGGAACCUAUUGGCGGUUCAUGAAGAAGCUAUGCGUAACGAGGUUGUUUGCCGGUCCACAGAUUGACCGGUUCAUCGAUAUCCGAGAGCAGGAGACGUUGAAGCUAUUGAAAUCGCUUCUAGACAGAGCUAGCAAAGGAGAAGCAAGCGAUUUGAGUAUGGAGCUGUCGUCGUUGACCAACAAUCUGAUUUGUCGAAUGGCGAUGGGGAAGAAAUGGUCGGAGAAUCCUAAUCUGUCUAUAGAGAUUAGGAAUUUGGUUAGGAACAUUAUGGGGAGUGGUGCCAAGUUGGGGUUUACUGAAGUUUUUGGACCUUUGAAGAGAUUUGACAUCUCUGGAUAUGGGAAGAAGCUUCGGGAGGCACUUUGGUCGUUUGAUGGUGUUUUGGAGCAGAUCAUGAGGGACUAUGAAAAGAAUGAGAUGAAGGGUAGUGAAAAAGAAGAGAGAGAUGUGAUGGACAUAUUGUUGGAGACUUACAGAGACAAGAAAGCAGAGGUGAAGCUGACGAGAGAACAGAUCAAGUUUUUCUUCUUAGAACUAUUUUUGGCGGGCGUUGAUACCACAUCAGCAGCCAUUCUAUGGGCCAUGACAGAGCUCAUCAACCAUCCCCAAGUGUCGAAGAAGCUAAGGGUUGAGAUUGAAUCAGUUGUGGGGUCCAGCAGGCUAGUCAAAGAAUCGGACGUCCCCAACCUCCCCUACUUGCAAGCAGUCAUUAAGGAAACCCUAAGACUACACCCCCCAGGGGCGUUACUUCGAAGACAAUGCCACCACGAUUGCAAGCUUGGUGGGUUUGAUAUAAAGCAGGGAACCAAGAUUUUGAUCAAUUCUUACGCAAUCAUGCGAGACCCAAAGAUUUGGGAUGAACCGGAAAAGUUCCUACCGGAGAGGUUCUUGAACAAUUCCGGUGAUCAGACUUUUGAGCAGAUGGGAACCAAGGGCCAGGAUUUUCGUUUCCUUCCAUUUGGUAGCGGAAGAAGAUCAUGCAUUGGUCAACCACACGCUUCGAUAGUGUUGCACGGAACCAUCGGAUCCCUGAUCCAAUGUUUUGACUGGAAACUUAAAGAUGGGGAGAAGGCUGAUGUACAAGUUGUGAAGGGAUACGCAGGAGCGGUGGCACACUCUCUUGUGUGUUAUCCUAUCACACAUUUCGAUCCAUUUAAUUAAGGCAUGAUUAAUCCUUGAAUUGAAAGCUCUUUGUGUUGGUCUCAUUGGUGCUAAAGGUUAAUUAAUUAUCCUUGUAAAAAAAGGGUUAAGAAUCCUUGUAAAAUAAGUGUUUCCUAGCUAGCAUAUACAUCCAUGAGUACCGGGCAUGCAUGUACGUGUUUAGUGUUUCAUUUGUAAUAGCGAUUUUCUUUGCAUAAGGUGUGACGAGUUAUGGCCUUAUGGGUUCCUUA
Alnus glutinosa is the source of this 1883-nucleotide messenger RNA. Its product is annotated as cytochrome P450 705A22-like. The coding region runs from base 25 to 1653 and encodes 542 amino acids. Gene Ontology annotation, molecular function: oxidoreductase activity, acting on paired donors, with incorporation or reduction of molecular oxygen, NAD(P)H as one donor, and incorporation of one atom of oxygen; iron ion binding; heme binding. The transcript is spliced from 2 exons. Lineage: Eukaryota; Viridiplantae; Streptophyta; Magnoliopsida; Fagales; Betulaceae. Gene Ontology annotation, cellular component: membrane. The record is from RefSeq and is a predicted model, not a curated record.